Molecule: messenger RNA, 585 nt
Organism: Diaporthe amygdali
Lineage: Eukaryota; Fungi; Ascomycota; Sordariomycetes; Diaporthales; Diaporthaceae
Exons: 6
Coding region: 1-585 (194 amino acids)
Source: RefSeq, a predicted model, not a curated record
AUGACUACACCAAGGGCCAAAUGGUCGGCUUUUCCUUUUGUUUCCAAUAGUCUCGACGGCGUCAAACAGCUGCCCUAUCAGGAAAAUUUGCUUCUCAAGUACUUCAUAUGCAUUUCAGGCCAGACAAUCAGGAUUCAUGUGUACAGCUUGCAUCACCGCUGGGUCGCCUAUGUCGCGCAAAUCAAUUACCCCCUUGGUAUAACCUCAUACAACCCCGCCAGUAAACUCUUUUCAGUCAUCACUGGCCUAACGCUGGCAGCCAUUGCCUCGGCUCAAAAUGCCAGCUGCCAUGAAGUUGCAUUCACUUUGUCGGGUGCUGCCGAAAACUAUGAUCUAAGUCACUACAACCAAUCCACUCCAGCCUUCAUACAAACCGCUAUAUACGAUAUAGUGAGUGGGUGGUUUACGACCAAAUCAGUCAACGGAACCGAUACCAUUGCCGGAUAUUACUGCGAACCGACGAUUAAAAACGAAAAUAGCACAAAGCUGCAGCUUAUGUUUCAUUCUAUCACCGCGAAUCGAGACUACUGGUCGGCUAUGGGAGGUGAAACUCACCUAGCUCUUAUUGCAAUUUGUCCAAUCUGA